Molecule: messenger RNA, 872 nt
Organism: Rosa rugosa (rugosa rose)
Lineage: Eukaryota; Viridiplantae; Streptophyta; Magnoliopsida; Rosales; Rosaceae
Product: PRA1 family protein F2-like
Exons: 1
Coding region: 178-735 (185 amino acids)
Biological process (GO): vesicle-mediated transport
Cellular component (GO): Golgi apparatus; endoplasmic reticulum
Source: RefSeq, a predicted model, not a curated record
UCACAAACAUCAUAACCAAUCACAAACCACAUCAUCACUCAACACAGUGCACCUCAUCCACACCAUAUAAAACCCCUCCACACCCACAUAAUGUAUUCUCCCGAACCAUCCUAACAAUCUCAGACCUUCUCCUCAAAAUUUCCCUCCGGAAAGUCAACGAGUCAAAACCCUAGCCAAAUGACGACGUACGGCACGAUCCCGACCUCGUCGUCGCCGGGCGGGUCGUCCUCCGUCUCCGGCGAGUACGUCUCCCGCGCCAAGGACCGCAUCAAGGCCGGCCUCGGCUCCCGCCGCCCCUGGAAGGUCAUGUUCGACUUCCGCUCCCUAAACUUCGCCCACGGCUUCGGCGACGCGCUCACGCGCCUCCGCUACAACGCCGCCUACUUCCGCAUGAACUACGCCAUCAUCGUCCUCCUGAUCCUCUUCCUCAGCCUGCUCUGGCACCCGAUCUCGCUGAUCGUCCUCAUCAUCAUGCUCGCCGCGUGGCUCUUCCUCUACUUCCUCCGCGACGAGCCGCUCGCCCUGUUCGGCCGGACCGUCGACGACCGCAUCGUGCUGAUCGUGUUGGGCGUGGUGACGAUUGUGCUUCUGUUUCUGACUUCGGCGACGACGAACAUCCUGGUGGCGCUGCUGGUUGCGGUGGUGGUGGUGGCGGUGCACGCGACGCUGAGGAAGACGGAGGAUUUGCACGUGGAUGAGGAGAAUGCCGGAUUGAUGACCGGAUCUUCAUCUUAGUUAACUAUUCCAUCCCUCUGUUUUUUUUUCUUUUUCUUGAAUUUUUUGGGUUUGAAUUGAAUGAAGUUUGUUGUAUCUACCUCCAAUUGGUUGGUUUUUGUGGUCGAUGAUCCAAUAGUGAAGAUUUGUUUUUGGCU